GAUUCAUUUGUUUCUAAUUUGUGACAAAAUAGAGCUUAUGUAACUCUUAACUCUAAUUUUGAAACAAUUUCAGCUGUAUUUAACCCUGAUUACUAAAAUGUCUGAUAGUGAACCUGAAAGUUUUUCUUGUGAACAUCAAUCGUCAGACGAUUCAUCUUUUGGGUAUGAAGAAGCUGAGUGGCUGGAGUAUGUGAAUGCUGAUGGUUCCUUGCUCUACAUUGAGUCUUACGUGUCAAGUACAGUGAGGGAGAAGCAGGCUCUUGCCAUUAGAACAUCUCGGGAGAAGAAGAACUCGGCUCUAAAAGCCGAACCUAAACCAGAGCUCAACAAGGAAAACCACAAGAAAGAAAACAAGCUUCUUGGUUUGCUGAGACGCCGUCCAAGCAUCCGAGGCAAAUCUGAGAAGUUGUCUUUGUCUGUACCCAAAACUCCUGCAAAGACAGAAGCUAGUAAUGCUGAUGUGGGGGCCAGCAGGAGAGGAGGAGCUGUCUCAAGCAAGGGUGACAAGCAGCGCAGUCAGUGCAGGAAUAGAGAUGCAUCACCUGCACCUAAAGUUACUUUCAGGGACAACAGGAGUGGCGAGAUGAGGACUGUUGCUCUUCAUGUGGUGAGUGUAGGUGAUGGUCGUGGUGGGCUGUGUGAGGCCGUGCUGGGCGUGGUGGCGGGCAGGUUCAGUGAGCCUCCCACAGACCGCAUCAUGGUGGCGGGCAUCCUGCCAGGCUCAGAGGCUCACACCACGCAUGCCAUCAAAAUAGGCGACUGGCUGAAAGCAAUCAACAGACGAGAAGUAACCUGGAAUAACAUUGAUGCCGUGCUGGGCGAGAUACGAGUGCCCUCAGUGGUGACGCUGGGGCUGCAGAAGUGUGCCUCCGAGACUCUCAGUGACCAGGACCACAGCAACAGGAAGCGCAUCACGCAGACUCAGCUCGUGAAGCACAUCACCGGACACAGCAUUGCUGAGCUGAACAGCACGCGGGGCUCUGCCGCUCAGCACGUCAACGGCACAGCUCCUGUUGCGCUGCCGUACGAUCUUGUGAAGGGCGCCCCUCCGCACGUGGCGCUGCUGCUGUCACUCACCGGUGUCACCGACAGCUCUCCCGAGGGCGCUGACAUCAGGUAUCAGUUCCCCCAUGGCAGCAGCCGCCUCCUCAGAGCCCGGGGAGUCUUCCUCACCCUCGCCCACACCCUCCACCACCACCCCACCAGCAGCCGCGUGCAGCUGAGCGACGGUGAGGUCGUACACGUGGCCUACGGGCGGGAGGAGGACCUGGUGUGGAUCAUGGCCAUGCCUCUGGCGUACUGCAGCGAGCACGAGCUGCUCUGCCUCAGCCGGCGGGUCACCGACGACCUCUGCUUUGAGUUCGGGUCGCUGGCCAAGUCGGCGGGCGACGCCUCCCAACACGGCUACGUCGACCACCUCAUGGGGAAGGUCUUCUGCAGUCUCUUGCACGCCCCUGAACACAGGGCUCUUCUCCACCCCGCCUUCCGUUUGCCCUCCACCUCCCUCCCCACCACGCACUACCUUCACCCCCAUAACUACAUCCCCACCUCCACCGCCAGGCUCCCCAAGCUCGACUCCUACUUCAGAAGCAUGGCGGAGGGCAGCGCCCCUGAAGGCACAGUGAGCAGCAGCGGCGCGUGGGCGGUGCUGGGGGCGCCUCCGUGGGUGCUGCUGCAGGACGGCGGGGGCGGCGUCAGGGCGGAGGUCGACAGCUGCCUCAGCGAACUCGAGGCCGGUGACUUCGGGGACUCUGACGCAGAGUGUGAUGAGUGCAGCAGCCUUCUGCACCACAUACAUGGCUGUGCACUGCUGUACAAGGGUCACGUGGUGUGUUCCCACCUACCGCCGCCAUGUCUGGAUGCCGUGUAUGGCUACGCUCGUCUGCACGGCCUCCUGUCGCUGACGGCGGUCGAGGCAGUCAGUCAGCUCAUCGCAUACAGGAGCGUUUGUCUGCCCCUGCAGGAGGGUCCUGACGAUCCUGCGUCGCUGCUGCUCGUUGCCAUGAACCACAUGAUGAUCGCCCUGGUGCUGGACGAUUCUGAGCCUCAGAGGGAAGGGCCAUAUAGAGGAGGCCCGGACCCGCUGCUGGUGGAUCAGGUGGAGGCGACGCUGUUCCACCUGCACAGCCUCCACGUGCCCGCCCUCUGUCAGGAGAGCCUGUCACGCGGCGGCCCUGAGGUGGUGAGCGCAGACGAGCGCUACGCGGCGCUGACGGGCGCCGGGCGCAAGGGCGGCAGCGGCGACGGCGGCCGUCACGCUCAGGGCAACGACGCGCCCACGGCGCUGCCGGCCGCGUCGCUGGUGCCCGACGUGCCGUCCAUCCUGAAGCAGCGGCCGCCUGCUGACGGCGACGCUGAGGGCGACGAUGAGUUCCUGUACCAGCCGCCCCCAGGGCAGCUCGUCGGUGAGGAGGACGAGGACGACGAGACCAGCGUCGAGGACGUGGCCGAAGGAUCUCAGUGGCGCCUCUGGCGGGGCAGCACUCCUCCCCCCAGCCUGCGGGGCUCUGACCCCGACAGCCCCACAACGUUGUGCCAGCUGCCGGUCUCCACCAUCAGUAUCGCCCACUUUGGGAACAUGCUGCACUCCGCCCUCUUCUGCGUGAUGGAAGAAGGCGCCGAAGAAGGAGCAAGGGAACACGGGAUGCUUUUUUCUUGUAGUCCAGGAGACGAUGUCGCUACCUCCUCCCUUGGCGGCAGCAAGAGGCGCACUGCCGCUCCCGUCUUCAACUACUGGGUCGUUGGGCGCGUGCUGGGCGGUGGCCGCGAGGUCUACGUCUGCUACCACGAAGACGUCCCGCAGAACCUGCAUGAGAUGGCCACCAGGCUCAGCCUCGGCGCCGCGACCUAGCUGCAUUAUGGACUUUUCCGCUACUUGUUCUUCAUGAAAUUUGAUAUAUAUUUCUUAUUUGUAAAGAAUAAUUCCAAAGUUAAGAAAUGUAUCUUCUGUGUAUGCGCAACUCGGCCGCUAUUUGCAGCUUUUAGUGAUAGUUUCCAGUGCAUUAUAAAGCUUGAAAUUAAUGUAAUUGAGCAAUUUGACUGGAGUGAUCUUGGACACUCUAAUCUGAUAUUGUUAUAAUAUAACUCCUUUGCUGCUGUUAACGUAUUGUUGUAUUUAUAAUGUUGUUAGUUUAGUACUUUAUUUAUGCCAUAACUGUUAAAUGGACCUGAAUCAUGAUUGCAAUACUCUAUUAUUUACGUAUAAAUAAUUACUAAUUUUAUACUUAUAGCAUUCUACCAAGUUAUGAGGCAAUUUGAUCUUAUGAAAGUUGUGAAGUUGCGACUGUAAGAUGGGGCUUCUAAAUGGGAUUAUAAAUACACUGGUUUGAAAUAAUUUUAUUUUUCACGAACCCUAAUUACAUUUAUAUGUGGGA
Hyalella azteca is the source of this 3374-nucleotide messenger RNA. It is a transcript of the gene in, whose product is annotated as protein inturned. NCBI's taxonomy places the organism in Eukaryota, Metazoa, Arthropoda, Malacostraca, Amphipoda, Hyalellidae. The coding region runs from base 98 to 2851 and encodes 917 amino acids. Gene Ontology annotation, cellular component: cytoplasm; cilium. Gene Ontology annotation, molecular function: protein binding. The record is from RefSeq and is a predicted model, not a curated record. The transcript is spliced from 22 exons. Gene Ontology annotation, biological process: cilium assembly; establishment of planar polarity; nervous system development.